UUGAAAUUGCUGGCUACGGGCCUGAAAGGUGAUAUCGCCAUCGCAAUUCGAGUUACGGAGACCUGUUCUAAAUACUUGACUAAGUAUUAUCAACAGAGUGUACACUUGUUUUGUGUACUUAAGUUUAUCAGUGUCAAUUGAUAAGGUUCAAGUCAGGACACGUUGUUUGGUGGAACAGAGGUUCAAGUCUGUCUACAUUGGAGCAGGUCGUACACUUGGCCUAUUUAUCGUGCCUCAAGUUCGUAGUUGGUCAAAUAGUAAUGAGGCUGGCAGAAACGAGCGAGGGCUAAAUAUAGCACAGAAAAAUAGCAGGAAAUAUCUGCCCAAGUGACAUUAUUCGUUCAUAUUUGAAACUGACUGCCACACCUGUAACUGAAGCAUAACAAAGAGCAAAUAAAAAUGGAAGAGGGAGACGAAAGAUCACCACUGAUGUACCAUGGCAAUGUUGAAGUGCGGGACAAGUACAGCAGCAAUGGAACAGGUGUUCUGGAGACCGGUCGCGACUACUACCAUCCACAGACCGGGAAUGCUGAAAUAACUGGCGGCGACGUCGAACGGCCAAAAUACAAAGCAAGAUGGCCCAUAACUGUGGAACCUUACUUGUUCCUCUAUUGUUUCUCUUUGUUUGGUGUGGUGCCUUUGCAAAUUCAGUACAUUUAUUUGAAGGUCGCAGAGGAAAUGGGCUAUGUUCCUGCAAGUAACAGUACUAGUUCUAGCCAGUCGCCUUGCGCUGACGUCAACAAGUCCAGCCCGGAUUACAUUUUGCAGCAGCAGGUACAGGCCGAAUCCUCAAACUGGAGCAUGUAUUUUUCCAUAUGCUCCACAAUCACGUCCGUUUUCGUGACGAUCUUUUACGGCGCCCACAGCGACAAGGGCGGCAGGAGACUUUCCCUUCUCCUUCCAACCGUUGGCGGUCUUAUAAAACUAGGUGGCUACGUCAUAGCCAUUUAUUUCAAAUGGCCUCUUUGGGCACUGCUACCAAUGUCUUUCAUAGAAGGUUUAUUCGGGCAGUAUGCUACUGCCUUAAUGGCUGCCUUCGCUUACCUCGCAGACGUUUGUACAUCCAAAAAUAAGGCGAUCAGAAUCUUAAUUGCAGAGGCAGCCCUUGGAAUUGCAGCCGCCAUUUCGAAUGUGAGUGUUGGAAUAUUGAUCAAAGCAUUCCCAACCUUUGUCGAACCUGCAGCAAUGUUAGCGGGAAUUAUGCUGUUAGCUCUCUUAUACACUAUAGCAUUCCUACCGGAACUUGGGGAGAAAGAUCCCUCGGCAAAAUUGAUCGACUGCUCAAAUGCUUUAAAAGUUGGGAAACUUUUCCUUCAUGGAGCAGAUGACAAAGAUACCGGGCGGGUAUGGAAACUGCGCCUUCUACUGCUGGUGUUUUUAUUUUGUGCAAUACCAGUAAUUUCCGCAGGCAGUUUGGAUAUACUGUAUGUAAUGAACUCACCAUUCUGCUGGGAUAGUGUACGCAUUGGAUACUAUAACUCUAUUAAAUUCAUCGGAUAUGAGGUAUGUGCAGUGGCAGGCCUAUUCGCCAUGCGCCGUUGGCUAAAAUUAUCUGAAGUCACCGUAGUCAUGGUUUCCUGUAUAAGCGCAUUGGGAGCAAGAAUUAUGUUAGCCUUGGCACAGACAGAUACCUUGAUUUAUAUUGAGACCGCUGUCGGGUGUCUUUUCAUGCUGGCUGUGCCCAUGUUGAGAACUGUGCUGUCGAAACUAGCAACAAACCAAGAACAAGGUGCGCUGUUCGCCAGUAUAUCGUUUAUGGAGAACGCAGGUGGUCUCAUUGGGAGCGUAGUACUUAGUAGUAUAUACGCAGGAACGGUGGCGUGGUUCCGAGGAUUCGUACAGAUGGUCAUUGGUGGACUGUAUCUUCUAUCUUUGAUAUUAUUGGGUGUUUACAGCUGCAGAAUUCGCGGUUCUGGCUUCAAAAUGUCAGCAGUUCCCAGUUGGGGAGACAGGGAGGCACCAUACAGCGUGCAGUAAUAGUGGCCAAUGCUAGAAGAUAAGGGGGAACACCUUUGAAUUUCAAAAGGCCCGCAGUGACUCCUCUCUACUUGCACUAAAAGGAGUAUAUAUGGUCACCGCUGAAACUCGAAAGUAAAUUGGUCUACUAAACGCCCCGAGGUGUAUUGUGCGUUUUUUGACCGGAAAAGCGCGUAAAAUUAGUAUUUUGACGAUGUUACAUGUAUGAUGAUGUUGUUUUUAUGAUAACGGCAUUCC
This is a messenger RNA of Lingula anatina, 2214 nucleotides long. RefSeq names its product lysosomal proton-coupled steroid conjugate and bile acid symporter SLC46A3. Gene Ontology annotation, biological process: transmembrane transport. Gene Ontology annotation, cellular component: membrane. The record is from RefSeq and is a predicted model, not a curated record. Gene Ontology annotation, molecular function: transmembrane transporter activity. Lineage: Eukaryota; Metazoa; Brachiopoda; Lingulata; Lingulida; Lingulidae.